Molecule: messenger RNA, 1560 nt
Organism: Chaetomium globosum CBS 148.51
Lineage: Eukaryota; Fungi; Ascomycota; Sordariomycetes; Sordariales; Chaetomiaceae
Exons: 2
Coding region: 1-1560 (519 amino acids)
Biological process (GO): intra-Golgi vesicle-mediated transport; endoplasmic reticulum to Golgi vesicle-mediated transport; endocytosis
Cellular component (GO): Golgi apparatus
Molecular function (GO): GTPase activator activity
Source: RefSeq, a predicted model, not a curated record
AUGUCUCGACGGCCCCCGAAUCCCGCUGCGGAGCGGGCAGCGCAAAACCAGGCGACGAUCAAGAACCUCCUGAAACUAGAGCCUAACAAAGUUUGCGCCGACUGCAAGCGUAAUAAACACGCAUGGACCGACGAGCAACUACAGAGCAUCCUUAACUGGGGAAAUGCGCGCGCAAACAAGUACUGGGAGGCGAAGCUGGCGGCCAACCAUGUCCCCUCCGAAGCCAAGAUCGAGAACUUUAUCCGCACCAAGUACGAGCUGAAGAGAUGGGCGAUGGAAGGACCGAUCCCAGACCCCGCGACACUCGACGCAGAUGGCGAUGACGACGUACCACUGAGCGUUGUUAAGGAGAAGCAAAACGUGGAACGCCGGGAAUCCGUCCGCAAAGCAUCCGUCGGCCGGUCAGCAGCCCCUCAAGCCGAUCUUAUCGGAGGGGAACAGAUUUCGGCCCCUGUACCACCGCCGCUGAGGGCCAGUAGUACUGGGCCGACGGCCAUGCAAGUGCCUCCAAAAUCCGGGCCCGCCCCGCCCAAGGCGACUAGUACAAAGGACUCACUGCUCGGGCUCGAUUUCUUGGGUGGGCAGGCAGCCGCGCCGCCGCGGCCAGCCAGCACCACCGGCACACCUAGCAGCGGCCACUCACGUCCGGAUCUUAAACAAUCUAUCCUCUCCCUUUACGCGACCGCCCCGCGGCCCCAACCCCAGCAACCUGCGCAACAUGUCUCCCAUGCUUCGUCGGGCUCGUUGAGCGGAAUAUCCUCCCCUACCGGCAUGAGCCAGGUGCAGAACCCAGCGGGCGGGCUCCAUGACGCCUUUAGCAGUCUAAGCUUUACUAGCGCGCCGUCUCCCAAACCAGCCCAAAACGAUGCCUUCUCCGGCCUCGGGUCCUUCGGAUCCCCCCGCCCUGCUCCUCAAUCGAGUGGCUCCGCCUUCUCGGCGCUCAGUGGCGGCAGUUUUUUCGACUCCAAGCCGGCGGCCGCUUCGCACCAGCCGAAACAGUCAGCUGCUAGCACUUCGGGCUGGGGUUCCGUUGCUUCGCCUGCGGCAGCGCCUAAACCCUCACCAGCGCCGGCUUCCUCUGCACUAGGUGACUUAUUUGACUUCUCGGCAUCUUCCCCGCCCGCACCAGUCGCCCAGCCUGCGCUCGCCCCGACUACGACGACAACCGCUUCCUCAGUCUUCAACCUGUCCGCCGCACCGCCGAAGCCUAGCCCUCCCGCCACGACAUCUACUACGACUUCAAACCCCCUCGGCUCUCUGGACGGAGGCGGCUGGGGGGGUUCGGACGUUUGGGGCGGCAAUGCGUGGGCUUCAGUUGAAGCACCCAAGGCUUCUCCAGAGCCGGCAAAGCCGUCUGUAGCUGCGGCAUCAAGCGACAUGGGAUGGGCGUCGCUGGCUAGCCAGCCUAUCGUUCCUGGUUCAUCGGGAGGGUUUGCGCCCAAGGUGGCGGCAGACGAAGAAUUCGGUGGGUGGACUAGCAGCACAACGUCAACUACAAACAAUAAACCGGCGGCCGGGUUUGGAGGAGGCGAGGAUCUGUUUUCGAAUGUGUGGAAGUGA